AUGAUGAAGCUCUUCUCGCAGCUAACGCUCAUCCUUCUGAUCUACGAUGCACCUUUUGGAGUCAGCAGCCAGAUUCCUUAUGGAAAUGCUGAUAUUAAGCUCGGCGAUGAACCCAACUAUCUCAAGAAAAUCCCCGAUCUCGGCAACUGGGGACAUUUUGGAAGCCAAGAUUUUCCUUAUGGAAUUGAUGCUGAUGUAACGCCUGAUAAUGAUAUUAUGCUUGAUAGACCCAACUAUUCCGAGGAGAAAAUCCUCGACCUCGGCAACGGAGGACAUUUUGGAGAGGGGAGUGCGACGACCGGCGCAUCUACGACUAAUGCAGUGCCUGGACCAACUCAAAACGAAGCCGAACUUGCGAAUACAGGCGGUUUGAAUGAAGGAACAUCGAAAAGCGCUCCAACUCCAACGACCACCAAAAGCAGAGGACCACCGACGACGACAACUACACGGAAGGAGAACCGCGUCACUCAAGGAAAUGGUUCAACCACUGGUACAUCAAGAAAGGCCUCAAUUACAACAACUGCAAGAGCAAAAAAUCCAGAAGAAUGGAAACUGCGACAAGGAAAUGAAGAUCUUUCUAAGCGCUUUCUUCCCUUUAUUACUACUGAUGCCGGUUUCUCGGAAGGAGAUAGCUCAAGUAGUGGUACCGUUCAAUUGCAAUUGUUCAAAGUAGAAACAUCUCGCAAAACCUCAACCAUAAUGCCUGCUAAAGAAAGAGAUCCACGACGAACUUUAUCUAUUGAAACAAGUGACAGUCUCAUUCCUUCAGGAGAUAGCUCAAAAGGUCAUGCCGGUUAUUCCGUCAAAGGAACAUUACGAACGACCUCAACUAAAAUAACUACCAGAGAAAAAAGAACAGGGUCACUGCUACCCAAUAGGGAUGGUAGCGUAUUCAUCCUAGAAGAUAACUCAAGGAGUGAUGCCGGCUUAUUCACAAAAGGAGUAUCACGAAAGACCUCAACCGAAAUAACUAUUGUAAGAAGAGGAUUAAAACAAAAUUCAACUACUAAAACGACUGACAGCCUUGUCCGAGGAGAAAGCUUGAGGAGUGGUACCGUACCCACCAAGGCAACUGGCAAAGAAAGGAAACCACGAAAUUUAUCUACUGAAACGAAUGACAAUCUCAUUCCUUCAGGAGAUAGCUUAAAAGGUGAUGCCGGUUUCUCCACCGAAGGAGCAUCACGAACGACCUCAGCUAGAAUAACUAUCAAAGAAAAUGGACCAGGACCAUACCCAUUUACUACAAAGAAUGGUAGCCUACCUGUUUCAGAAAAUAGCUCAAGUAUUGAUGCCGGUUUAUUCAAGAAAGGAACAUCACGAACGACCUCAGCUAGAAUAACUGUCAAAGAAAAUGGACUAGGACCAUACCCAUCUACUACAAAGAAUGGUACCCUACCUGUUCCAGAAAAUAGCUCAAGUAUUGAUUCCGGUUUAUUCAAGAAAGAAGUAAAAUUGUCUAAAGCAGGAACAUCACAAAAAACUUCAACUAUAACUAUAACAACUGCUAAAGGAAAGAAACCAGAACCAGUUACUAAAACGAAUGACAGUCUCAUUGCUCCAGGAGAUAGCUUAGUGGAUGAUGCCGGUUUCUUCAAAGGAACAUCACGAAUGACCUCAACCAAAAUAACUUCCAAAGAAAAUCGACCAGGGCCAUUCCUACCCAAUAUGGAUGGUAGCGUACUGGUUCUAGAAGAUAGCUCGAGCACUGAUGCCGGUUUAUUCGCGAAAGGAAGAGGAGUGGGAGAUAGCUUAAGUAGUGGUACCGGUUUACCCACAAGAGGUAUCUUUUCUUGGGCAAUCUCUUUAGAAGUGAAAUUGUUCAAAGCAGAAACAUCACGAAAAACCUCAACUACAACAACUGCCAAAGGAAAGGAACCAGAACGAAAAACCCCUACUAAAACGAAUGACGAUUUCACUCCUCCAGGAGAUAGCCCAAAUAGUGAUGCCAGUUUCUCAGUCAAAGGAACAUCACGAACGACCUCAGCUAGAAUAAUCAGUAGAGGAAACCAACCAGGACCACGCCUACCUACUGCGAAGGAUGGUAGCGUAUUUGUACAAGAUAGUUCGAGUACCGAUGCCUUAUAUACGAAAGGAACAUUACGAAUGACCUCAACUAAAAUAACCACUCAAGAGAAAGGAGCAGGUGCAUUGCUAUAUACUACAGUGAAUGGUAGUCAAGUUUCUCCAAAAUAUAGUUCAGGUACUGAUGCCGGUUCAUACUCGAAAGGAGCAUCAGGAAUGACCACAACUAAGUCAACUACCAGAGCUAGUGGACCUCAGCAAAAGCCAUUUGAUACGAAGAAUGGUAGCUUAGUUGUUCCGGAAGAUAGUCCAAGUACGAAUGCCGGUUUCGUCACCGAAGACGCUAACGGCUCGUUCGGAAACACUAGUUUCAAAGCGUCGACAAAGGCGAAGGACACGAAGGUUAGCCAUGAGGCAGCAAACGACAGAACACCGCGAACGAUAGGAUCUAAGCAACCAGGGACUACUAUUUCAGGAGGAAACGGCUAUGAGAAGGAUGGUCCUGCAAGCAAAGAUGCGGACAGUGCAGAGAAGCACACUAGCAAGCACUAUCUUACAGAAGAUCAAGUUUCAACGAAGCAUAUACGAGCUUCGUCAAAAGCCCCAGCUAGUAACGACAACAGUGGGACAUCGAGAGUCCGAUCUGGGACGUCGUCUAGGCAGCCAAAUGGUGGAAGCCCUCUCAAUGAAGGACUGGGAACUAAGGAGGACACGACGGGUUUCAGCGUAAGAGAAUUCGCUGAUAGCAGUCCUGGCACAGUUGCCAACAUUACUGGCAAGAAUGUGGAUCGCAAUGAGUCUGCUGUUAAUGAAGAUGGCACUUUUUCUGUGUUCGUAACCUCCAUAACAGAAGGUACUCAUGUUUCCGGCAGUGAAGAGCAGUCGAAGCAGAACAUGACCAGGGGACAGAACAACACUAGUAGAAAUGUUAGCAGUUUUACUGAUUCAUCCAUUUUGGUACCAUCUGUCACUCUGGGUGCCGGCAACAGCAACCAAAGCGAGGCCUAUACCACAGUAGAUCCGAGAGACGAACAGUUAGUCUUCGAUGAGCGGAACGACCAGAAUCUGGGUACCACCCGUUCGACUCCUUCGUCUAGAAGAAACGACACUUUGCAGAGCAUUUCGCCGAAAGCGAAACACGGUGGAGCUACACUUGCGCCGAUUAGUACCAUGGAACCACAAAAGCUCAACAUUACAUUCUCUGAAUUCACUGACAGCACCAAAAGUGUCAACACCCUCGAGGCAGAAUAUGUGCAUAUUCCUACAAUCAGACAUAAUGGGACCGACAGGAAUGAUUCACGUCAAGCGGUUGAUAUGGUAGAGGACUACAGUUCGAUUACAACGGUCAUUCCAGAGGCUGAAAGUUUGAAAAUGCGUACCUCACACAGCACAAGAAGCAGAUUUGAUUCCACUGUUUCUACCGAGAAAAGAUUAACAAAUUAUACGCAUUACACUUCAACUAUGGUAUCAAAUAAUGUCACUACAGGAACAAUUUCUGUAAUCAAAAACCUCACCAAGCCAACCGAAAAGUGGAAUCAGACGCAAUGGACAACAGUACAGGCAGGUGGGAUUUCACGACCAUAUAAUGGAAGCACUGGAGUGGAGGCUACCGACGAUAAAAACAUUACUUCUGUGGUAAACGUUACGAGUGCGCCUAAACUUUGGACAAGCGCAUUCUCAGAUCCUACGAGUGCAAAUGUGUCUGUGCAAGAGAAGCUUAACAUUUCCUCCUCGAAGGAAACCGAUACAUCAUCUUCCUCUACUCAUGUUUCUGCGCUCCGCACUGUCUCCGCUCGAGAGACCACUUCAGUGUCCAAAAUUUUGUCUAGCACUACAUCCAAAGCAGUCACAGAUGGAAGAGAGAGUAUGACCAACACUCUAGUGACUGCGAACAAGACCGCCGGUAAUGGUACAGUUGUAACCCAAGCUGUUGCUUUUACCACGGCUGAAUUCGGCAACGCAAGUGUUUACCAGAACGAAACUAAUUCUGGAAAUGGAUCGGCCACGGAGGGUGGAACAUCAACUCGUAUGCCUAAUUCUGCAGCUCCUUCUACAGAUGCUACUUUCAUUCCUCAGCCCACUUUGAACUCCAGUCUCAGUCCUGGAGCUUUGACCACAGUUUGGGGAGCGAAUAGCACUGCCGGCAAAACAACCAGUGCAGCAAGUGAUGUGAUGGUUAAGAUUAACGAGACUUCCGAAAGUCUACCGAAUGGUACGGUAGUGAUCAAGCAGUUGUACGUCUAUCCAAAUGGCACUUUUGUCUAUAAAACCAUCUAUGAUACAGCAGUUACCUGUCCCCAAAUAGUAGUGGACACCUCGAAUACGAUUUCGCCACUCCCCGACUCCCCGGAAUUAUCUGGACGUCAGGCCGUGGGCACCACGGUUAUUCACAUGUGUGCCCCUUCAUAUGUGUUUGCUGUCACUCAACAACCACUGAAGAUCUACGAGUGUAUGGCUAACGGUCACUGGACAAGUAACAACAAUGGUGAAAAAUGCAAAUAUAUUCAACCUCGCACGAAGAAUAUUGCUGAUCUGUAG
Messenger RNA from Cylicocyclus nassatus, 4560 nucleotides. NCBI's taxonomy places the organism in Eukaryota, Metazoa, Nematoda, Chromadorea, Rhabditida, Strongylidae. The record is from the annotation of a GenBank genome assembly.